Messenger RNA from Metarhizium album ARSEF 1941, 492 nucleotides. RefSeq names its product Proteinase inhibitor I9, subtilisin propeptide. The coding region runs from base 1 to 492 and encodes 163 amino acids. The record is from RefSeq and is a predicted model, not a curated record. NCBI's taxonomy places the organism in Eukaryota, Fungi, Ascomycota, Sordariomycetes, Hypocreales, Clavicipitaceae. The transcript has 3 exons.
AUGAAUCCGGCGCGUUGGUCACUUGUUCUUGUGCCCGCUCUGCUUCGAUUAGCAGCAGCGUUCGCACCCGACACAUGCGCUGCUGAUGAUGGCGGCGGACUGGGCUACAUUGUGGUGCUGCAUCAGAACCAAACGGCAGAGCAUUUCGAAUCGCACAUCCAAUGGGUCCAAGCUAUCCACGAGCAGAGCCUCCGCCAAACGGGCAGCAAGGACGGCAAUGGUUCCAAAGUCAUCAUGGACACGUUUUGCGACAACGCCAGCUUUUUCUGCGCCUACCUGGCCGAUGUUGGAAAGGACGUGAUGAGAGAAAUUGAGCGCAGCGAGGCUGUCGACUUUGUAGAGCCGGACCGCUAUGUCGAAUUCGACAUGGGGACAAAUGACGAUGAAGGCUACGACCCUUCUCAGUGGCAAUACCUGGACGAGAUGCCGCCCUCCGAGCCCGGGGACGAGGUUCCCAACGUGGACGAACCUCUUCUAUGGAGGGCCAGGUAG